GCCCCACGCAGGCCACCGGGCGCUCGGCCCCCUCCUUCCCGCUCGCCUCGCGCUCCCCGCUCUCGCGCUCUCCGAGGCAAGCGCGCUCCCGGCCCGCGCGCUCCGGGCUCCGGCUUCUCCCGGCUCCUGUCAGUGCGGUGACUGCGCUGGGAAACAUGGCGACCGAGGGAAUGAUCCUCACCAACCACGACCAUCAAAUCCGUGUCGGAGUCCUCACAGUGAGUGAUAGCUGCUUCAGAAAUCUUGCAGAAGACCGCAGUGGGAUAAAUCUUAAAGAUCUUGUCCAAGAUCCUUCAUUGUUGGGUGGGACUAUAUCAGCAUACAAGAUAGUACCAGAUGAAAUAGAAGAAAUCAAGGAAACUCUGAUAGACUGGUGUGAUGAGAAGGAACUUAAUUUGAUACUAACAACUGGAGGAACAGGGUUUGCACCGCGAGAUGUCACUCCAGAGAAAUUCCCACCAUUCCCAUUUUGUGGGCUCCAGAAAGGGGCCACAAAAGAAGUAAUAGAACGGGAAGCACCAGGGAUGGCCCUGGCCAUGCUGAUGGGAUCACUUAAUGUUACACCUCUGGGCAUGCUCUCUAGACCAGUGUGUGGAAUAAGGGGAAAAACUCUGAUAAUUAACCUACCUGGUAGCAAGAAAGGAUCUCAGGAAUGCUUUCAGUUCAUACUGCCAGCUCUACCUCAUGCCAUUGACCUUUUACGUGAUGCCAUUGUAAAAGUAAAGGAGGUGCAUGAUGAACUUGAAGAUUUACCUUCCCCACCACCUCCUCUUUCUCCACCUCCUACAACUAGCCCCCAUAAACAGACAGAAGACAAAGGGGUUCAGUGUGAAGAAGAGGAAGAGGAAAAGAAAGACAGUGGUGUAGCUUCAACAGAAGAUAGUUCCUCAUCACAUAUAACUGCAGCAGCUAUUGCUGCAAAGAAGCAUCCAUUCUACACCAGUCCUGCUGUUUUCAUGGCACAUCAUGGACAGCCCAUCCCUGGUAUCAUCAGUUAUUCCCAUCAUGCAACAGGCAGUGCAGAUAAACGGAUUCCAGAUUCCAUCAUUUCUCGUGGUGUUCAGGUGCUCCCACGAGACACAGCCUCCCUCAGCACUACUCCUUCAGAAUCGCCCCGUGCUCAGGCUACAUCGCGCCUCUCUACAGCUUCUUGUCCCACACCAAAACAAAUUAGACGGCCGGAUGAAAGCAAAGGAGUUGCUAGUAGAGUUGGAUCCCUCAAAGCUCGGCUUCCGUCGUGCUCAUCUACCUAUAGUGUAUCUGAGCUCCACUCUAGAUUGGAAGGGCUUAAAGAUGAACUCUGGAGGAAUAGAGGCUACGACUUAAGAGUCCAGUCCAGGUGCAGCAGCAAGGAGAACAUUCUCAGAGCCAGUCACAGUGCUGUAGAUAUCACCAAGGUGGCUAGAAGACAUCGCAUGUCUCCUUUUCCUCUGACAUCUAUGGACAAAGCCUUCAUUACAGUCCUGGAGAUGACUCCGGUGCUUGGUACAGAAAUCAUCAACUACCGAGAUGGAAUGGGGCGAGUCCUUGCUCAAGAUGUAUAUGCAAAAGACAACCUACCCCCAUUCCCAGCAUCAGUAAAAGAUGGCUAUGCUGUUCGAGCUGCUGAUGGUCCAGGAGAUCGUUUCAUCAUUGGGGAAUCCCAAGCUGGUGAACAGCCAACUCAGACAGUAAUGCCAGGACAAGUGAUGCGGGUUACAACAGGUGCUCCAAUCCCCUGCGGUGCUGAUGCAGUAGUGCAAGUGGAAGAUACUGAACUUAUCAGGGAAUCAGAUGAUGGUACUGAAGAACUUGAAGUGCGAAUUCUGGUGCAGGCUCGGCCAGGCCAAGAUAUCCGACCCAUCGGCCAUGACAUUAAAAGAGGGGAGUGCGUUUUGGCCAAAGGAACCCAUAUGGGCCCUUCAGAGAUUGGUCUCCUUGCAACUGUGGGUGUCACAGAGGUGGAAGUUAAUAAGUUUCCAGUGGUUGCUGUCAUGUCAACAGGGAAUGAGCUGCUAAAUCCUGAAGAUGACCUCUUACCAGGAAAGAUUCGAGACAGCAAUCGGUCAACACUUCUAGCAACAAUUCAGGAACAUGGUUACCCCACAAUCAACCUGGGAAUUGUGGGAGACAACCCAGAUGACUUACUCAAUGCCUUGAAUGAGGGUAUCAGCCGUGCUGAUGUCAUCAUCACCUCAGGAGGUGUAUCGAUGGGAGAAAAGGACUAUCUCAAGCAGGUGCUGGACAUUGAUCUUCAUGCUCAGAUCCAUUUUGGCAGGGUUUUUAUGAAGCCAGGCUUGCCAACAACAUUUGCGACUUUGGAUAUUGACGGUGUAAGAAAAAUUAUUUUUGCACUACCAGGAAAUCCUGUAUCAGCUGUGGUCACCUGCAACCUCUUUGUUGUACCUGCACUGAGAAAGAUGCAGGGUAUCUUGGAUCCUCGGCCAACCAUCAUCAAAGCCAGGUUGUCGUGUGAUGUAAAGCUGGACCCUCGCCCAGAAUACCACCGGUGUAUACUGACUUGGCAUCACCAAGAACCACUGCCCUGGGCCCAGAGUACAGGUAAUCAGAUGAGCAGCCGUCUGAUGAGCAUGCGCAGUGCCAAUGGAUUAUUGAUGCUACCUCCAAAGACAGAGCAGUACGUGGAACUCCACAAGGGCGAGGUGGUCGAUGUCAUGGUCAUUGGACGGCUAUGAUGUUCACCAACAGGAGAAAGCUUUGAUGCAUGUCCACAUAUCAUUGACUGUAUCCUGUAAUAUGCAACGGCACAGCUAGUUUUUCUGAUCUGGAUAAAAGUUGAUCUGUAUAGUCAACAUCUUGAACUAUAUUUCAAAUGAAUUUAAAUACCUUUUAAAGAAAAAAACACACCUAAGAAUAAAUCUUAACAGACAACUCUAUUCUGAUUAUAUCAAAGCAAAAUUUUCCUUUCUUGCCAAUUGCUUUGUGUGUUCAAUGCUAGGUCUGAUAGCGAUAGCUUUUAGUAGACAGCGGUAGGUGCCUGCAGAACUUGUGUUUUCCUCAUCUUUAAAUACAACUACUUAUGCUCUUAAUCAAGGCUGUCUGCUUCUUUAUACUAGUGUAGGCAACACUUGGAUUUCCCUUCUUAGUAUGCUUCACAACUGCUUUACAGAGAGCUUUGGCUUGUUCUUUAUCAUGUAUCUCGUGUUUAUGUGCACCGUGCCAAAAGAGGAGUGACUGCGUGGAGGCCCCGCCCUGCCGCAAGAACCAUCCCUGCCGAGCACCCAGGGAAGUUCUCACCCUAGCAGCCUCAUGGCACAGUACUCGCAGGCAGUAACUGGAUACCUUUUAUUUGAACAAACAAACUGGGGGGAAAAUGCUUCCUUAAGUGCUGACAGCCUUUUUAACCAACACAUUUAAAAUUGUACAGAACAAAAAUAAAAUCAAAGACUGAUCUUGUACAGAUAUUAGUGUUACCAGCAUUCAAGUGGAAAUCAAGAGCAAAAACAAAAUAAUGUUAAACAACUCUGUACCAUAACAUUUUCUGUAAUGAUACUAAAACUUAAUGAAUAAAAAAAAAAUCCUUGAUCAUUA
Peromyscus californicus insignis is the source of this 3531-nucleotide messenger RNA. RefSeq names its product gephyrin (gene Gphn). Gene Ontology annotation, molecular function: molybdopterin molybdotransferase activity. Lineage: Eukaryota; Metazoa; Chordata; Mammalia; Rodentia; Cricetidae. The record is from RefSeq and is a predicted model, not a curated record. Gene Ontology annotation, cellular component: postsynaptic membrane; cytosol; cytoplasm. The coding region runs from base 156 to 2675 and encodes 839 amino acids. The transcript has 27 exons. Gene Ontology annotation, biological process: molybdenum incorporation into molybdenum-molybdopterin complex; gamma-aminobutyric acid receptor clustering; establishment of synaptic specificity at neuromuscular junction.